UGUGCGCUAUGCUCACGGAAUCAAGUUCAGUUUGAACCAGACAUUCGAUGUGGUUGCAUGUGUCCGGGAAAUAUCAACAAUGAAGUACGCUAAUCUUGUGAUUAUUUGCGCCAGCCUGGUGUUCUCCCAACUGGAGAUGGGAGCAGCCAGAGCUACUGAUCGUGGAAUCCACCCUUCUCUGUACUCCAAGGCCCGUGUAUGGAACUUGACCGAGGAUAUAUUAAAUGAAAUGUGGCGCACCAAAUCGCCGUAUAUUGUCACAACGAAAAAAAAUUCCGGUGAGGUGAUUACGGAAACCUUCGAACUAAGUCCCAAUGGAAGAAACAUUUUAAGGAGCACGGAAAUACGACGUGGAAGGACAUAUCCGGCAGUGGGAGCAUCUGCCGCCACACAAGCUCAAGAAAAUGCGGAAUUUGUAUCAAACCAGCUACGUCGACUGGCCAGUGUCUUCAAUAAUCCCUUCCUCAAUCCAGUGGGAUAUGGUUUCCCCGACUUUAACAUCUUUAAAAACUUUGUUCCUUUCGGACCCAAUCAGUUUAUCCCGCAAAUUCCCGGUCUACCUUGUAAUUGCCAGAGACCAAACGAACCAAACCCGGAAUAUAGUCCUCCUCAAGAUGAUCCCAUAAAUAUUCCGAGCCGUGACCCUCUAUAUAUUCCACCCCGCGAAGAUCCCAGUUUGGGUGGACGCAAUCCGGAGUACCUUCCCCCUCAAAAUGUGCCCAACACAUAUGAACGUAAUCCGAAUAGACCCGAUGUUAUUGACCAAUGGAUGCCAAACCCAGUUACUACUCCUCGAUCUUUGGUUCCCCGUCCCACGCUGGCACCCCCAAAUUUCGACGAUUCGAAUCCCCUGUGGGUGCCGUCACCAGAUCCAACUUUAACGGAGCGAACCUUAGUACCCCUGCCCACACUGGCUCCCAAGACAAAUGGAACUGACACGGUCAUCGAUGAUUUUCUGUCAAAGGUGGACAUCACCGUCGCAGACAUAAAGGAGGAGGAUGGGGAACUGGUCACCAAGAUCGUGGAUAAGCAAGGCAGAGUUCUGAAUGUCAGUUUUGCCUUGAGCAAUGACAAAGGUCGAGAGGGUAGUCCCAACUAAUGUUUGUAUGACAAAGUGUACAUCUAUUAAAUAAUUAUGAUAUAGUUCGAGAAAAAAAUGAGUUUAAAGAAUACUUGCAAUGGAUUCCAAACUGUCUAUUGUUAACGUAUUGCAAAUAAACUCUUAAAAUAUUUUUUAAAAACAUUUUUAAAUUCAAAUGUUUUAAAUGUUUAGGUAUUUGUAGACCCCAUCAAUUUUACAGAAAAAUUAAACAUUUAUUACCCGA
Molecule: messenger RNA, 1325 nt
Organism: Drosophila suzukii
Lineage: Eukaryota; Metazoa; Arthropoda; Insecta; Diptera; Drosophilidae
Source: RefSeq, a predicted model, not a curated record